This is a messenger RNA of Eucalyptus grandis, 825 nucleotides long. Its product is annotated as protein MAK16 homolog. The transcript has 7 exons. Bases 10 to 825 code for a protein of 271 amino acids. Gene Ontology annotation, cellular component: preribosome, large subunit precursor; nucleolus. Gene Ontology annotation, biological process: maturation of LSU-rRNA; maturation of 5.8S rRNA. NCBI's taxonomy places the organism in Eukaryota, Viridiplantae, Streptophyta, Magnoliopsida, Myrtales, Myrtaceae. The record is from RefSeq and is a predicted model, not a curated record.
UGUUGGCAGAUGUAUUGGCCAAAGUUUCUUGUUCAUAAGACCAAGCAAAGGUUGACCAAAAUGACUCAAAUGCGUAUCCGAAUGAGGAAGCUUGCUCUGAAAACUAGGGAAAAGAUUAUGACGACACCGAGGAAAGAAAAGAAGAGAGAGGCUAGAAGGGAGGAAAAAGCAGAAAAGGCGGCAGUUUUGGAAAAGAGUAUUGAGAAAGAGCUAUUAGAACGCCUAAGGAAAGGAGUCUAUGGUGAUAUCUACAAUUACCCUGUCAAAGAGUACGAAAAAGUCCUUGAGAUGGAUUCAUUGCAGGCUGCCAAUGAAGAUGAAGAGGAGGAACCUGAGAUAGAGUAUGUGGAAGGUUACGAUGAACUUGAGGAAGAACUAGAAGAUGAUAUUGAAGAUUUUGGUGGUCUUGCUAUAAAUAGAGUUCAUGCAACUGGUGACAAUGGUGAAGAUGAAGAUGGUGAUGAAGAUGAAGAUGAUGAUGCAGAAGCUGAUCGGAAGAGGGGAAGAAAAGAAUCCUCCUUGGCUUUAAGAAAGGUUGAGAAAGGUGAUGCUGGUUCUAAGCCCAAGAAAAGAGCUAAGGUUCUCGUUGAGAUGUGGUUCUCCAUUUUGAGUUUUGAUGGGGAGGGGGAAAGGGUGGGUGGAAGAGGGUCUUCAUUAGCUCUGAUGAUGGGUUUAGUUGCUGAUGGGUUGAGCAUGAAAAUGCAGAUGAAAGACAAACUGCGGUUCAUUGAGGGCUUGCUCCAAGCCGUCAUGUUUUUGUCCGGCCUGGUAACCCAGAUGGGGGCAGCUGUCUCGGCUUCGAGUGUGGCAUGCUUUCCAGAAUAG